Messenger RNA from Periophthalmus magnuspinnatus, 924 nucleotides. RefSeq names its product olfactory receptor 49-like. Bases 1 to 924 code for a protein of 307 amino acids. The record is from RefSeq and is a predicted model, not a curated record. Gene Ontology annotation, molecular function: olfactory receptor activity; G protein-coupled receptor activity. The transcript has a single exon. Gene Ontology annotation, biological process: G protein-coupled receptor signaling pathway. Gene Ontology annotation, cellular component: membrane. NCBI's taxonomy places the organism in Eukaryota, Metazoa, Chordata, Actinopteri, Gobiiformes, Gobiidae.
AUGAACUCUACUCCAGUCACUCAUUUUGUUCUAGGAGCUUACAUAGACAUUGGAUCUUUAAAAUACUUAUGCUUCCUAGUUUUACUGCUCAUGUACAGCGCUAUUCUUUUAUGCAACAUAGUCCUCAUUGUCCUUAUAUGUUUGAAUAGAAACCUUCACGAACCAAUGUUUAUUUUCCUCUGUAGUUUGUUCUUUAAUGAAUUGUAUGGCAGUGCUGCAAUUUUCCCAGUACUUUUGAUCCAGGUCCUUCAAGAUGUCCAUGUAGUUUCGACCUUGGUGUGCUUACUACAGAUAUUCGUCUUGUAUUCCUAUGGUGGGAUUGAGUUUGCAAUGCUUGCUGUUAUGUCAUAUGACCGUUACCUCGCUAUUUGUCACCCCCUUCAGUACGGUUCAAGAAUGACGCCAAAUAAAAUAGCAUUUCUGACAGCUCUGAGUUGGUGCUACCCUCUUAUGAUGAACUUGUUUAUAACAUAUGGUCUUACUGCUCCACUCACCCUCUGCGGAAACAUCAUCCAUAAAGUUUACUGCGAUAACUACUGGGUGGUGAGACUGAGUUGCUUUGACACCCGUCUCAAUAAUGUCUUUGGACUUACUCAUAUGUUUUCUGUCAUCUUGGGCCUCGUUUUACUCAUUAUCUACACAUAUAUUCGAAUCUUACGUGUAUGUUUCAAUGGGUCUAGGCAGACUCGACAGAAAGCACUAAGCACGUGCACACCUCACCUGCUCUCCCUGAUUAACUUCUCCUUUGGGGCAUUCUUCGAAAUAGUGCAAAGCCGCUUUAAUAUGGGAAGUCUGUCCAACCCCCUGCGAAUAUUCCUGUCUCUAUACUGGCUCAGUGUGCAGCCCCUGGCCAACCCCCUCCUGUAUGGACUCAGGAUGACCAAGGUCCGACUUAUCCUUAGAAUGCUGCUUUUUGGAAAGUGA